This is a messenger RNA of Sorex araneus (European shrew), 4146 nucleotides long. RefSeq names its product OTU deubiquitinase 6B (gene OTUD6B). Lineage: Eukaryota; Metazoa; Chordata; Mammalia; Eulipotyphla; Soricidae. The record is from RefSeq and is a predicted model, not a curated record. Gene Ontology annotation, molecular function: cysteine-type deubiquitinase activity. Gene Ontology annotation, biological process: protein deubiquitination. The transcript is spliced from 7 exons. Bases 110 to 997 code for a protein of 295 amino acids.
CGGCGCGUCAGCCAAUGGCGCGGCGGGUGAGAGUUGAGGGGUGGAAGGUGCCGGCUCGCCGGGGCUGCAGGUUGCUCCCGGCGCGUGGACAGCCGGCUGCGUGGGCAACAUGGAGGCGAUCGUGAGCGAGGAGCUGGAUGAGGAGGAGCAGCUGGUGAGGAGGCACCGGAAGGAGAAGAAGGAGUUGCAAGCCAGAAUUCAGGGUAUGAAGAACGCCGUUCCCAAGAAUGACAAAAAGAGGAGGAAGCAGCUCACUGAAGAUGUUGCCAAGCUGGAAGCAGAGAUGGAGCAGAAGCAUAAGGAGGAGCUGGAGCAAUUGAAGAUGGCAUCUAAGGAGAAGGAGAGUAAGGAAGAUUCCGUUGCUGUUGACAUUUCAAACUUGGUUCUUGAGAAUCAUGCUCCUCGGAUAUCUAAAGCACAGAAGAGACGGGACAAAAAAGCUGCCUUGCAGAAGGAACGGGAAGAGAGAAUAGCAGAAGCUGAAAUUGAAAACUUAACUGGAGCCAGACACAUCGAAAGUGAGAAGCUUGCAGAAAUACUAGCUUCUAGACAAUUGGAGAUCAAACAGAUUCAGUCUGACGGUCACUGUAUGUAUCGAGCGAUUGAAGAUCAGCUGAAAGAACAAGAGUGCCCACUGACUGUGGCCGCCUUGCGAAGCCAGACUGCAGAGUACAUGCAGAGCCACGCGCAGGACUUUCUGCCGUUUUUAACAAAUCCCAACACGGGAGACAUGUAUACUCCAGAGGAGUUUGGAAAGUACUGUGAGGAUAUUGUAAACACAGCUGCGUGGGGAGGUCAGCUGGAGCUAAGAGCGCUGUCUCAUAUUUUACAAACGCCGAUUGAGAUAAUACAGGCUGAUUCUCCCCCGAUUGUGGUUGGUGAAGAAUAUACCAAAAAGCCAUUGAUGCUUGUAUACAUGAGGCAUGCAUAUGGCCUAGGAGAACAUUACAAUUCUGUUACACGGCUGGUGAGCACAGCUACUGAGAGUUGCAGCUAGUUUGGAAACUGUUGCACGAUUAUGUUUUAGCACAGUGUGCUGAUGGGAGCCUUCACACCAAGGCUGGAUUAUUGGAAAACGUUACUGAAAAGUGGAACUACCUUAAAUCAAUUUUAUGGCAACACUUGCUAACAGGUUUUUAAAAAAAUAUGUCAGAAAAACUCUAAAGUGUCCUUUAGUGAUAUUUAAAAAAAAACUUUUCCAGUCCUUUGUGGUGAAUGUCCUUCAUAAACCAAGAUGGUACCUUAAUUCAAUGAUUUUCUUUUUUUAAUCAGUAUAAGUUUCUGAUCAUUUUGUUCUGUAUUAAAAUAAAGUUGAAAUGUCUUUUCCUUCUCAUUACUUUCCGUGACCAAUAUAAUUUUUUUUUAAGAAAUAAAAUGACUCAGUCUCUUUAUCAUUGCAAUAAUGUUAUAGUGAUGGCAAAUUUAAUUAAUGCUUAGAAAAGGAACUUGAUUACAAUUUCCUUAGUAUUGACAGGAUUAAAGGCCUGAAGCUUUUAAAAUAACUCCAUUGAAUUACAGUUUAGAAACUUGCUUCAAUAGGUUAGAAUUUUAAAUAUUCAGAUGGGAUCAGCUGUUAGAUUUUUUAAAAAGACUUAUUGAAAGGCAAAUGGGUCUUCCUUGUCUGAUUUAAGCCUCUAAGGAAUUUCACAUUAUUCUUUGUGUGUAAUUUUUAAAAAGACCCAAUAGAUUACUAUCUUUGUAAUUCCUUUGUUAUUACUUGCUUUUUUUUUUUUCCUUUUCUGUUUUUGGUUUUUGGGGCUUACUCCUGGCUUUUGACUGGAGGGAGCGAUAGCACAGCAGAUAGGGCCUUUGCCUUGCACGAUGUUGAACCAGGUUCUGUUCCUCUGUCCCUCUCAGAGAGCCCAGCAAGCUACUGAGAGUACAGCAGAGCCUGGCAAACUCCCCGUGGCAUAUUUGAUAUGCCAAAAACAGUAACAAGUCUCACGAUGGAGACGUUACUGGUGCCCACUUGAGCAAAUCGAUGAGCAAUGGGAUGACAGUGAUACAGUGAUACUCCUGGCUUUAUGCUCAGGGAUCACUCCUGGCAGGCUCGGAGGCCCUGUGGGUUGCUGAAGUCCAACCCAGGUCAGCCACAUACAAGGCAUCCCUGCUCUGCUAUCCAGCCUCCUUCAUGGUUUCUUAAACUUAAGACUGGAAAAAUUUUCUUGACUAUCCUUACAAGUUUUCCGGUAUGCUUGUGUUUUCUCUAACGCUUCUCGGCCACUUUGCUUCCAUCGCAACUUUUCCAUUAAGACGGUUGAUGUCUGUCUUAGCCUGUGAUUCGUACAGGUUGAAGAAGUAGUGAUGGAAAACGGUUCCUGGCCAGAUUCACUUCAAAUUCUUCCUCUGUUUCUAUCCUUUCUCUCACCUUCUGUUUUAGAAUUUUUUUCUAGGAUUAGAAGGAUGUUAUUUGUUAUUUUCUUAAUGCCCUCUUUCCUGUAAUUUAGGUAUUUGGGAAUUGUUCUGUUGCAUGUAUGAGUAUAGUUGAAAGCUAGAUGUCUGGGAGCUAAGACCAUUGUGAAACUCAGUAUACGGUAGUUUUUUUUUUUUUAUUAGCAUGUGUGUUUUAUUAUUAGCAUGAAUGUUUUAUUGAGCUCAGAUUUCAGGUUACCCCUACCAGUAUUCUUCCAAGAUACUGCCCAUGUACAGAUGACAAUUUAUUCUCUAAGGAAGGCUUUUUGUUGUUGUUUUGGGUCAUACCUGGCUCUCUGCUCAUAUCAGGCUCGGCACUGAGUCUGGCUCUCUUGGUCCUGAGAGAAUUUGUCAGAUCUUAUUCCCACUGCGAAGCACUCAGUCUGUUGAGUGAGUAGGAAGUGUUAUGAAAACGAGAUCUUUCAGUUUGAGAUUUUUCUUUCCAAGUCAGAAAUAUAAAUAACUAUAUGAAGUUUGUCAUACUUGAAGUUUUAUUCCCUGAAAUGCAGUUCAUUUGGGGAUUUGGUUUUUUGCUUUGGUUUGGCUUUUGGAUGACAUCCAGUGAUGCUCAGGGCUUACCCCUGGCUCUACGCUCUAGGGUCACGCCUCGGGGGGCUCAGGGACCUUACGGGAUGCUGAGGAUUGAGCCCAGGUCACCCGCACGCAGGGCAAGCGCCCUGCCUGCCGUGCUGUCCCUCUGGCCCCAAGAAAUGCAGCUAAUUUUUGUAAGCAAAGAUUGAGUUUAAUCUGUUGAAGAUGGGGGAAUGUUUUUGCCAUGGACCUAGCAGAGAGCGGUGUGGGGAACUAGUCGAGAGCUAGUACUGCACUGAAGGUGCCCUAACGCCAGAGACCCAAACGUGGACCUCAGUUCCAGUUCAGCAGGUACUUGGCUUGAUUCUUCAACAUUCUAGUCUUUAGACCCACGCCCCGCCAGGGACCACUGAGCACAGAGCCAGGUGUCGCCCAGAAACAAAGCAAAAGAUCAAAAUCCGUUUUCCUGUAGGCAAAAUAUAUUACUAACUUUGUCUCUUUUUAGAUCCAUAAUCUCACUUUUUUUUGGAGGGUUCGGGGAGGGAAGUGGUUUGAUUUUUAUAAAAGAAUGAAAUUAUGAAAUACUAACCAACACGUUGGCAUUAUUUUGGCAUUAUUUUGAAGUAAACUUACCUCAAGGCUAAAUGAUCAACAGUAAGUAGUAAGGCAGUAUAUUGUGAAACUUAGUUAUUAUAAAUUCCAUCUAUGUUUAAAAUAUUCUAAAAUAAUUUAUUGGUAGCUGUUUAUUAUUAUUAUUAUUAUUAUUUUUAUCCCCUAACAGGCUGAGUGGGAUUUUGUGAUUAUAGGUUUUAAAACUUUUUUAUUACUUUUUAUUUUUAAGUGAUCAUUAUAGUUAGGAAGUUUAUGUGAUCAGCUUCUGUUCUUUCAUGAAACAUCAGAUAAAAAUCAUUUUAGCUAGCUCUUAAUUUUGAGGUCUUUUAAAAAAUGGCAGAUGUUAUUUUAAAGCAGUCUGUUCUAAUUUAGUAUUUCUGUUGAUGGCCUAAUGAAAGUUUUAUAAGCUUUCUUUUUCCCUAACUCAGAAACUAUUUGUCAGAGUUCUGGAAUAUGACAUUAAUUUUAGCCAUUUAAAUAUGUUUACAACCUGUUAAAGCAAAAGGAAUGUGUAUGUGACUUGUAGUAAGCAAUAUAGCUUUGCUCAUAUCUGAUAUUUGCCAAAAGAUUAAAACAAAAUUGAUGAAAUCA